UAGGGCGGUGGUAGCCGUGUCCAGCGAGAUGCUGGUGUUGAUGCUGGUGGUGGCGGCGACCGCCCGGCUCUGGGCGCCGGUCGGAGCUAGUCAGCUGUGCCGGAUUCGCACGGUGAGGACAGGAAAAGUGUUUAACGUCAUUCAGCAAGUCCAAGGGGAUGUGCUGUAUUUUCAGUCUGGGACCAGGUUGAUUAAACAUGCUUGUGAUAAAAACAUAGCACUGUAUCUAGGAAAACACAUUUUUCUCACGAGAGACAACUUUGAGAGUAGUCUCCUUCCACUCACCAUCCCUACAUCCAUGACGGUGGGCGUGCCAGAAGUGACAUCAGCACAUUUUGCCAACGCGUUACUGCUGUUGGUAGUGAAUGGGAAAGUCUAUACUUAUGCCUACAAGGAGGAUGUCUGGCAGAUGGCGACAGGUAUUCAGCAUCCCGUUUCACACAUCUCUGGUGACAAUUGUUGUUUUGUUGGAAACACCUUUUGCACGGAGAUAAACAAUUCCAUUUUUGCAUAUUCGCGUGGAGAACAGGUAUCGCAGACCACUAUUUAUUCCUCCGAAAACGGAGGAAUAAGUUUCACCAAUUUUACCUUCAAAAACCAGGCAGGACUGGUCGGGUCUUUAGGGGGAGUCUUCUACUUCCAUUCCUUGUCACAGAUCGGGCUGCUGCUCGUGAACAGUGGGAAGGGCGUGUUCGUGUACUCGGAGCAGCCCCUCGACCGGAACCCGGGGCUGGCUUUCAGCUACGACGAGACCCUGGAUGUCUUCCUCUGCCCCGGCCUGAGAGGCUUUCUGAUCCUCUGGUCUGAGAAGACCCUCUUGGUUUCCCCCAACUCAGGUCAGCUCUUCGAAACUGUCCAGGUGCACAACGGAUCCCAGGUUCUGUCCACUUCCAUCUCCAGACUCAACAUCUCCAUCCACAGCAUCACUGCCAAUGAGCACACGCUGGCCGUGCUGACCAAGGAGGACGCUCUGUACUUCGGGAGUCUGGAAUUCCUGUCCAACUCCAUCAUCCAGGCUUCCCGGAAGUUCCUGGUGGCGACUACACUGGCCCAGGGCUCCGUCUGGUUCCCAGAGGCGGUGCUGAUGUUCUCCGGGGUGGGGAUGCUGGACAUCCUGACGCCGCUCCCCGACGCCGCCUUCCCCACCUUGGACCUGCAGAAGUGCCGGCUCAACGUCCAGGCCGUGCUCACGGACCCCGGCCUCCAGGUGAAACAGUGCAAGAUAGAACUUCUGGAAAGCAGAUUAGAAUCCGAGAUGUACACCAUUGACAUGAACAGCAAACUGAAUUUGUCCUUCACACUGAUACCCCGGCUGGGCAUGUCCCCCAUUCCACUGGUGAUGGUGAGCAACCCCUACUCCCUGGGGCUGCAGGCCACCAUCUACGAGGAGGCUGACAACACCUUCGACGGCAACAUCGUGUACAAACUGGACAUUGACCUCAAGCAGCAGCACCACUGGGGCAGGGCCUCCCCCAACUUCACCUCCAGCAUAAGGCGCCCCACGAUCUCCACUUUGACUGUGGACAUAGCCAACAGGGAGAUUUCGUGUGUGGACAUGAAGCCACAGUCGAUGCUCAUUUCUGUGGGUUGUGAUCUGGAAAAGAAGAUCGUUGUGCAGAACAAAAUCUCAGCCUGCUCCAAGGGCAUCCUGAACGCCGUGGAGCUCCAGAAAAACUUCUCCUACGUCAUCGAGAAGGAAUCCUACGACUCCAGCUACCAGGGGCAGCGGUCCAACAAGGACCUGGUGGUGCAGUACUCGUACAAGGACCUGGGCUGCCCGCGUCUCGUCUACUACGACACCCCCUGGAAGCCCGUGAUCGAGCUGUGGCGGAAGUCGGACUUCCAGGAGAUCGUGAGCGCCGAGUACGUGCUGCUGGAGGUGAACGGGGUGUUCACCUACUCCUACGCCAUGACCGCUGGCUCCGCCUCGUGCCUCAGCCAGCCCCAGAACUGGACCAGCAUCCUGGACUCGUCCUCCAAGAAGGGACCCUUCUCCUGGAACAGAGAGAACUACAUAAGCUGCCGCGACAGCAGCAGCAACCUCACUGCCUUGGAGUGGCCCGAUGUCCAGUACCAGGUCCUGGGGGGCCUAACAGACAACGAGAUCAUCUUCGACCAAAGGAACGGGUUCUACAUCUUCCACCUGUCCAUCGUGGACCCCUACUACAGCUACUGCCAGCUGGAGACCACCUUCAGCAUCUAYGUGUACGGGGCCUACCCGCGCAGAGCCAUCCCGCCAGAGGCCGCCAUCGUGCUGCUCGUCAGCGGCCUCCUGCUGGCCGUAUGGCUGGCCCACCUCGUCCUGCACACCAAGGAGGGCCACAGGUGCCAGCAGUGCUGUGCCAGCCUGUGCUGCUGCGGCUGUGCCAGGGCCAGGCACUGA
Molecule: messenger RNA, 2383 nt
Organism: Urocitellus parryii (Arctic ground squirrel)
Lineage: Eukaryota; Metazoa; Chordata; Mammalia; Rodentia; Sciuridae
Gene: Catsperd
Product: catsper channel auxiliary subunit delta
Biological process (GO): sperm capacitation; flagellated sperm motility
Cellular component (GO): sperm principal piece; CatSper complex
Source: RefSeq, a predicted model, not a curated record